Molecule: messenger RNA, 633 nt
Organism: Spodoptera exigua (beet armyworm)
Lineage: Eukaryota; Metazoa; Arthropoda; Insecta; Lepidoptera; Noctuidae
Source: the annotation of a GenBank genome assembly
AUGGGUCGGCUCGACCGGAGUGAUACCACGGCCUCACAGAAGACUGACCUGAAACAACCACAGCGUUGUGUUUCGCCGUAAGCGGCAUGGCAUGAGCGGUGGGGUGGGCGCGACAUGCGGCGCGCGCCGCCCGCGCAACCCGCUGCCGUCGCACUCGCGCUCUCGUUGCUGUUGCGUCUUGUGAACGCCGGAUCAAUGGGCCCCGGAGUGCCUGAGAACAUUACCGUGACGUUUCUGAACCCCACCACGGUGAGGGUUUCCUGGUCCACCACGGCAGACCUCGUGGAGAAAUAUGACGUCACAUACAAGCCUUCCGACGCGAGCUUGUUACUAGACUACAACGAAAUUGACUCAUCGUCUAUUAGUUACAGAGUCGUGCUGGAAGUGGCUGGUAACUCAGACGCAGUAAUACUGAGCGGAUUGGAGGCAGAUACGCAGUAUCAAGUUACUGUCGCCGCGCUUUGGGGCGGUCAUAAGUACAGGAGUAGACCUAUUGUCUUCCGCACGCUGGCGAAAUCUAUCGCACAACAUGCAACAGCACCAUUCACGUUCAAGAUCUUACAUCGCGGUAUAAAAGUUCUCGACGCGAUUAGAACAGAUACAAAAAUCCCGUCAACAACUGUCUCGCAGUAG